This is a messenger RNA of Aethalodelphis obliquidens (Pacific white-sided dolphin), 768 nucleotides long. RefSeq lists its product as uncharacterized. The coding region runs from base 27 to 752 and encodes 241 amino acids. The record is from RefSeq and is a predicted model, not a curated record. The transcript is spliced from 2 exons. NCBI's taxonomy places the organism in Eukaryota, Metazoa, Chordata, Mammalia, Artiodactyla, Delphinidae.
AUCAUGCGGCAACAGCAUUGCCGAAGAUGAGAGCCAGGGUCUGGGCCUCCCAACAUGCAUCUCCGGAGGUGGCACUCUCCCCUGAAUGGACUGACAUGGUCCCAGACUGUAGAGUUCUUUGGGUUUGGCCUCAGUUCUGGUCCUUGCCUCAGGUCCAAGGAGGGCAUGUGAAGCCCAGGCUGCUGCCAGCCCCACCCUCUCCAGAAGCCAUCCAAAGGUUGGCAGGUGGCCUGAGAAACCGAGUUACCAUUCAAGCUCUGCAAACUGAUGGAGAUGCAGACGGCCCCCACCUGUGGCCGCUGGCGGAGCCGAGGCAAGAGCGGUGCAGUCCGCCCAGCACUGCCGGAGGACACACCCGGCCUCGUGCGAAGAAAGGAUGCUCAGGGCACCUGGGUGCUCACCAAGCAGGAGCGCAGCACGACCAUCCAGGCACUGGCUCUCCUGAAUGUCCACGAGUCAACCUUCCGCCCCCGCGCACCUGGCACCGCCCACGGGUCUCAGGUCCUCCACGCGUUCCGUCGUCCCCACGGCAUCUCACCCAUGGCAGCUGGGUGGUGGCACCUUUCAGAAGACGGGAAGGCAGGUGGGAGGGGGUGGUGCCUGUGAUGACGGUGGCCUCUGCUCUGGGAAGGCGCCUCUGGCCUGCAUGUCCGAGCUUGAUGCCACCAGGAUCUCUGAGCCCAGGGGUAGUGGCUUGGGUCAGGACCCGCGGGCGCCAGGCUGCCAUUGGCUACAACCACCGCUUUGGGUAAAGGUCUGUGUUUCAUC